AAACGCUGUCUGCUGUUCUGUGAGUAUCGGUGUUUAUUCUCAACUUAAAUGUCAAGGAUGGAUUUAAUUUUCGUUUUUCGUCCACUAAAAUACAUUCAUUAAGUCUACGUGACUGCAACAUUUUUCUCGGAGUCAAAAUGUUCCGUUUAACUCGAUUUGCUAUAAGGCCAAUAUUAUGUUCAUUUCCAAUUAUUGGGGGUAAGGGUGAUAAUCCGUAUGAUAGGCCUAAAAAUGUAAUAAAUACCACUGAAAAACCAUUGAACGAUGAAUUGGGUUGGGAUCGAGUGAAAAAAAUAUUUAGAAGAGACGAAUACGGUACGCUUACCAAAGAAUUACAAUCCAUCGUAAGUGUGACGUUAUCAGGUAGUGUAUGUGGUAUGAUCAUUGGAGGUUUGAGAACAACACAAAGGACCGUAGAUAAUUUCAUUGCGAGUAAUGAAGCGACAAGAUUUGAUAAUCAUCUGCAUGCAAAAAAUAGUCUUCACCAGAAAGUGUUGGAAAAUUUCAUAUCAAAGGGUGGAGGACUGGGAAUAAAACUUGGAUUCUUUUGUUUUAUGUUUAGUUUUAUAACAACAUGCACGACGGCAUAUCGAGGGAAACUAAGCAUAGAGAAUUAUAUCUUGGGUGCUUCUGUGACAGGAUUACUAUUUAGAGUAAACAUGGGGAUUCGAGGAGCACUUGUUGGUGCUACACUUGGUGGUACGUUAGGUGCAGUGUGUGGUAUUGUUUCCAUGCUGAUUCUUAGUUUGUCAGGAGUUUCUAUAGAUGAGGUGCUAGAAGCGCAAAGACAAUGGAUAGUUUCGAGAAAACAGAUAGGAGAGGAGAACAUGAAAAGAGGUAUGGCUCAAGAAAAGCCAGAAAUACAACAAAUGAUGGAAGAGACUCAAAAACUGAGGAUAUUGCAGAAAAUGCAAAAUGUUGAAGAUAGUAAAACAUGAGCCAGUGUUAUUUAAUGCAAAUAAAUCUUGUACAUACACCA
Molecule: messenger RNA, 979 nt
Organism: Ooceraea biroi (clonal raider ant)
Lineage: Eukaryota; Metazoa; Arthropoda; Insecta; Hymenoptera; Formicidae
Gene: 140up
Product: RPII140-upstream gene protein
Biological process (GO): mitochondrial respiratory chain complex I assembly
Cellular component (GO): mitochondrion
Source: RefSeq, a predicted model, not a curated record